AUGAUAACUCCACGGUUUCACUGUACCCAAACUCUUGAAGCAGUGGUAGUAUCAAUCUAUUGCCCAUCAGUAAGAGCCUCUGAUGUGGAGAUCAACGUCGAUGAAACUUUGUUAACCGUUCAUAUCAACCCUUACUUCCUUCGUAUAAAUUUUCCUCAUUCGGUUCUCGAAGACGACCAAUCCUCUGCAACCUAUGAUCCAAGCAGUGGAUAUUUAACAGUUACACUGACUAAAGAAGUGAAGGGACAAGAAUUCCCUGACUUGGACUUACUAGCAAAGCUACUGGCUCCCCGUCAUGUCGAAGUUCCAAAACAACCAGCCAUAGAAGUCAUCGGGUCUGAGGCUUCAUCACAAAGCGAGCUAGAAGAACUUGUGGAUUUAACCGAUGCGAUCUCGCUCGAACAACGGGAAAUAUUGGAAGGUGCUGAAAAUGACUGGCAGUUUCCCCAGACUAUCGCAGGAUCCUCUUCUCCAUUACAGCUAUCCACAAAGAGAUACUAUGGGUUUUUGGACAUGUACACAGGGUACUUCACCCACGUCGUUCACGCAGAAAAUGAUGUCAAUGAACUUGGGAGUGAGGCUGAGAGUUGCUUACCAGAAGAACGACGAGCGAAAAGAUUGCAACAUGAAGAGAAAAAAUGGGAUGAAGAGCAUUAUAUGGCGGACUAUAUGGAUGAUGAAUACAUCCAAGAACUUCUUGCCUGGGAAGAUCUCGGGCUCAGAGAUGCCGAAUGCAUAUUCACCGAGAGCGAGAACAUGACGAUGCUCAAUUUACCGCGCAAAGAAUACUUGCCGACAGAAUUACAGCAGCGAAACCUGUAUCUGACACUGUUGACCUUGUUAUUCGCAUCUGCCUAUGACAGGCGCACGACACAGCAUGACCCUACCCCUGAAAGCGCUUGGACAAUUUGCUCACUCAUCCCUGCGUUCUCAGCACUGGAUCCCCCUCCAUACCUAUCUUCAGAAAACGUUCCUCUGUCUAUCCCCACGCCGGGGUUCACCGAUCAUGAUCUCGCUUCGGCUUUGAUGCCGUCUUAUCGGCGUUCCCUUGCGUUCCCUCUCUAUCGCUCUUUCGCAAUGGCCGAUGCUUGUCGGAAUGAUGUAGCAGCCGUUUUGGCAAAGGGCAGAAGAAUGGUCACCCGCUACUUAUUGGAGAUGAAACACGUUUUGGACCAUCAUGAAGUGUAUUACGUGUAUAACAAAAUCUGGGUCGAUGAUUUCUGCGUUUGGAUCCAAGCAUCUGCGAGCGAUGAGAUUAUAUUAGACAUCGCACAGCAAUUGAAAGCUUUGGCCAUUACGAAAUCGAUGAUUGGCUGGAACAUUGAGAAUUUAGAAGAUGCGGCCCUUGUGGAUACCAAUAGCAGCGACAGCGACGACGAGUCCUCCGAAUGA
Molecule: messenger RNA, 1392 nt
Organism: Suillus plorans
Lineage: Eukaryota; Fungi; Basidiomycota; Agaricomycetes; Boletales; Suillaceae
Product: SHQ1 protein-domain-containing protein
Exons: 6
Coding region: 1-1392 (463 amino acids)
Biological process (GO): box H/ACA snoRNP assembly
Cellular component (GO): cytoplasm; nucleoplasm
Source: RefSeq, a predicted model, not a curated record